AUGAACAUCUGUGAUUUCAUGGUGUGGACCCAGACAGACACCAUUACUCGUCGGAUAAAAAAAGAUGAGCCUUUUCUAAAAGAGAAACUUCGCAAGGCCGAGCUCUUCUUCAUGAAUUAUCUCCUUCCAGAGCUCAUCUGCCGCUACCAAGACCCCCAACUGGCUAAAGAGAUCAGUUCUCUGCACUGCGAACAGCCUAGUGACAUGAUCAACUCUGUGCAGGAAGAGCAGCGGGAGAACGAGGUUGCUGGGAAGAGUAAACCACAGAGACACCAUAGCUCUGUGCAGGAAGAGCAGCGGGAGAACGAGGUUGCUGGGAAGAGUAAACCACAGAGACACCAUAGAAUGAACGAGUCCGUGGAUCCCCGCACUACGGUUUGUGUGUACGUCUACACAGUAUGGAACGCCGUGUACGUGUUGCUAGUUCCUGUUUUUGGAGCUGUCAUCUUUGUUGGAUGUCAACAAUGGAGGAAACCGCAGUCUUCAAAUCGCGUCGAUCUGUUCACCUUUAAUCUGGCGGCUUUGGACAUGAUUGGAGUGGUGGGCGCUUGCCUUCUCACUGCCUCUUCGUUCAGGACUCAGACUGCAGAAAGAGGACCACGCCAUGCAGGACCCAGGUCGGCUCCCAGGCGAGGAUGGUGCACCAGACUAGCUCCAAUGGACGCUUCUGACUCGAUGGCGAAUGGAUCUAGCUCUGUGGACUGCUUCAGAGAUCCACCCACCUUUUAUAUCUUUAUAUCGAUUGCAGUGGUCACGCUGCUGCUGAUGCCCGUCUCUCUUUACAUUUUGUACUUGGGUUUCUCUCAGUGGAAGCAGCGCCGUGCAGCCAGUCAUUUGGACCACUUCACUUACCACAUGUCGGCCAUGGAUCUCCUUCCGUUCUGCGGUUGCAUCGUGUUCUGCGUCGGUGCCUGCUACGACAACAUUUUCUUGAUGUCCCAAAGCUUGGCGCUGUUCUCUUUCAACUGGAGUGCCAAGAUUCACUUAAACACCCUGACCUGUGUCGACCGCUACCUGGCAGUGGUUCACCCAAUCUCCUAUCUAAACUUGAAGAGAAGGGCCGGGGUCAAGAUCAGAAACGGCGCCAUUGCUUUUCUGUGGCUUCUUGGCCUCGCCUGCAUUUCUCUUCUUUCUGCGUGCUCUAGUCCGCCCCAGUCCAGCUAA
Messenger RNA from Knipowitschia caucasica, 1164 nucleotides. NCBI's taxonomy places the organism in Eukaryota, Metazoa, Chordata, Actinopteri, Gobiiformes, Gobiidae. The record is from the annotation of a GenBank genome assembly.